Molecule: messenger RNA, 660 nt
Organism: Pistacia vera
Lineage: Eukaryota; Viridiplantae; Streptophyta; Magnoliopsida; Sapindales; Anacardiaceae
Exons: 2
Coding region: 1-660 (219 amino acids)
Source: RefSeq, a predicted model, not a curated record
AUGAAGGAGCAAUCUGUGGAACUUAUUGUGCGAGAAAAUGAAAGUGAUACAUGGAAUAAUCCAACUGUUGUUCAUGUAUCUCCACCUCUUAAUGGAGAUAAUAACUACAAUACCUGGUACAAAUCAAUGCGAAUGGCCUGGAGAGUAAAGAACAAAUUGGGAAUUGUAGAUGGAACAUUCAAAACUCCAAAUCCCACAUCUCAAACUUACAAGCAGUGGGUUCAAGCCAAUGACAUGGUUAUGUCGUGGUUAAUUCACUUAAUGGUUCCGGAGCUUGCUCAAAGUAUCAUUUAUGCUGAUACAGCUCAAGCAAUUUGGGAAGACUUGCGAGAUCGCUUUUCGCAACCAAAUAGCUCAAAGAUGUAUGACAUAAAAAAGGGAAUUUCAUAUUGUUUACAAAGAGAUCCCCCUGCCACUAUUUAUUACACUCGGUUGAAAAGCUUAUGGGAUGACUCGGCGUCAUAUAUAACAAUUCCAAGUUGUUUGUGUGAGACAGCAAAUGCAGUGAAUGAGUUACUUCAACAAGACCAUGCGGUGCAAUUCCUACAAGGACUCAAUGAUGGGUAUGCUGCUUUUCGUAGUCAAAUAUUGUUGAGAGAACCUCUCCCACCAAAUGUUGGAAAAGUAACCCGGUUAGUGUUUUUGACGGGCCGGGCCUAA